GAGUUCUCUGACUCCGCCCCCUCAUCAGCCUUUAUUGGAGGCAACUGACCUUCCCUUCUUUUCCUUUUUGGAAAAGCCUCAGGGAGAGCAGAGUGGGUGCCCUGUCUCCUGUUUUCUGUAGCUGUUCUGGAACCUGCAGACUUCAAUUUGAGGAAAUGUCAUUCAGAUUUGGCCAACAUCUCAUCAAGCCCUCGGUGGUGUUUCUCAAAACAGAACUGUCCUUUGCCCUGGUGAACAGGAAGCCUGUGGUACCUGGACACGUCCUCGUGUGUCCCCUCCGGCCAGUGGAGCGCUUCCGAGACAUGAGUCCCGAAGAAGUGGCUGACUUGUUUCAGGCAGCACAGAGAGUCGGCACGGUGGUGGAGAAGCAUUUCCAGGGCACCUCGCUCACGUUUUCCAUGCAGGAUGGCCCCGAAGCUGGACAGACUGUGAAGAUGGGCGUAUCAUGUCUUUCACCUGAAUCGCACAAUUUAUUGCUUUCUUUCAUGUUCAUGUCCACAUUCUUCCAAGGAAGGCUGGAGACUUUCACAGGAAUGACAGCAUCUAUGAUGCGAUGCAUCAGCUGAGCGACUCAGCCAGGUUGACCUUGUCCCAGGACCCAAGAAGAGCCAUCUGGUCCUGAAUCAGAACAUCGUAACUUCAUCCUGCUCCAGGAUGGACAAGACCUGGCUCCAUGAGCUGGUCUUUGGUUGGCCAACUCUCGUGAAGGAACAAGAGUGAAAGACUGUUAGUGAAUACCUUAAGCCCUCAUUUGGUCGUUGUCAAGAAGAAGAACUGUGGUUGGGUUGGAGUCGAUUAGUACAUCAAAUCAGGCUCCUGAAACGCCAUAGCAGCCACCUCCACUUCCCCUUGCCCUGUCGGCUCACCCCCACACGUAUGAAUGAAGAAAGGCUCUUGCUUAUGGCAGGUCACACCUCCAAGCUGCCUGUUCUCAGACUUGCAUGAAUCCUCAGUCAUCGCCCCAUAUAGCUGAUGUCAAGUGCUGAGUGUGGAAGCAGAGUAGAGAGGUGACACAGUUUUAAUUGAUAUUUUAAAGAAAGUUCCUUAGUGGUGGCCAUCUUUUCUGUCCCUCACCUCUCUGGUUAGACCCUGAGCUUGCAUCAGCUCAUUAACUUUAAUAGUUUGGCCUUUAGCUUCUCUGCCUUGUGUGAUGUACCAGGCUUCACUUCUGCUGUGUAAUUUAAGAGGAGAGACAUACUGCUUUCUUUCUUUUUUUUUUUUUUUUUCCAUCAGAGGGCUUAGGUCUUCCAGGGUUACUCCGAGUCAGAGUUUCAUUUUAAUGAGACAGUGCCAGAAAAGGAACAUAGGGUGCCAUUCCUUCAAAGAGAAGUACCCAGAGUCAUUGGCCCAACAUAGUACCUGUGAAGUUGCAAAUUAAUGGAUUAAGGUAGAUGCUGAUAAAGAGGUAGAGUUGCCGAAUCAAAAUCUGCCAGGGAAUAUUGCAAAUUCGAACAUUUUUCUACCGAUAAUGAAAAGUGACAGUUUCCUCCUGCCUCAGUGCUAAAUCCAGCAUCUUUUCUCUUGCAAUUUACAUGGAAAUAAUGAAUGUUUUGUGUUAAGACCUUCCCCUUCCAGGGAACAGAGCUUCACCUCUCUAAUUUUUAUUGAAUUAGCUGCCAGCAUGCAGGAAAUUUCAUGUUAGCCUUUGGUCCUAGAAAAUCAUUUCAAAAGACAUUGUAAAACGUAUACCUAAUGAAAGCUAUGUGAAACAAAACCCAGCAUGACUUAUCUUUGAGGCUGUCAUGUACAGUUAGGUAUGUAUAUUUAUUGUAAGGAACUACAGUCAAAAGUAGCCUCUGUGUACUUAGUAUAUUUUCCUGUAAUAUUGUUGAAUUCUGUCCAAAAUUGAAUGAGACUUUUCCUGUACUGCAGAAUUAAUACAUACCUCAGUCUUUUAGCUACUCAUAUUUAUAUGAUUA
Molecule: messenger RNA, 1919 nt
Organism: Bubalus bubalis (water buffalo)
Lineage: Eukaryota; Metazoa; Chordata; Mammalia; Artiodactyla; Bovidae
Gene: FHIT
Product: fragile histidine triad diadenosine triphosphatase
Exons: 7
Coding region: 156-566 (136 amino acids)
Biological process (GO): negative regulation of proteasomal ubiquitin-dependent protein catabolic process; diadenosine triphosphate catabolic process; intrinsic apoptotic signaling pathway by p53 class mediator
Cellular component (GO): nucleus; cytoplasm; plasma membrane
Molecular function (GO): ubiquitin protein ligase binding; bis(5'-adenosyl)-triphosphatase activity
Source: RefSeq, a predicted model, not a curated record